Molecule: messenger RNA, 309 nt
Organism: Lathyrus sativus (Indian pea)
Lineage: Eukaryota; Viridiplantae; Streptophyta; Magnoliopsida; Fabales; Fabaceae
Source: the annotation of a GenBank genome assembly
AUGCAGAGACUGGUUGCAAUCUCAGGAUGUGGCCAUCUACCCCACGAAGAAUGUCCUAAAGCGUUGCUUGCAGCAGUAUUACCCUUCAUCGCAUUGUGUAUCUUUACUCGUGUUUCUAAUAAGACCACAAUAGGAAGUACUAUAGUAAAUUGUAAUUAUGGAGUAUCUUUACUCGUGUUUGAAGAUGACCCAAUUGAUCUCCUACAAAAUGAUGAAGUUGAUGGUGAAGAGGUUAGUUUGUCAACAAUACAAGAAAAUGAAGAUGAAGAGGAUUCCAAUGACGAUGAUGAAAAUUUAAUUGUAAUUUGA